Molecule: messenger RNA, 375 nt
Organism: Dovyalis caffra
Lineage: Eukaryota; Viridiplantae; Streptophyta; Magnoliopsida; Malpighiales; Salicaceae
Source: the annotation of a GenBank genome assembly
AUGGAAAGUUUUCCGAUGCCCCACAGCCUCAAAAUCUCCCAACCAACAAACAAAAUUGAAAAUGAUAGAAUAAGUGAAGAUGAGCUGCGUGCAUUUUCUUCCACGUUUCGUGCUAGUGCACAGUGCACUCACUCACUACGCAAUGGCCAUGGCAAUACUAUUCCCAUGCCAAUCGGUGCUCCUGGGGUUGGGAUGCACGUGGUCACGUGGGUGAGAAUCCAAGAACAAGAGAGGGGAGACACAGAUGUGGGGCCAGUGCCAGGCUUGAUCGCAGCCGUCAAUGUCAAAGUCGGGUACAUACAGCUGGCUGCAUUGGACCUACAGCUGGCUUUUCAUUACUGGAGGCAAGGAAUAUUACUCUUCCCAAGGAAAUGA